This is a messenger RNA of Lasiosphaeria miniovina, 1838 nucleotides long. RefSeq lists its product as uncharacterized. Bases 395 to 967 code for a protein of 190 amino acids. The transcript has a single exon. NCBI's taxonomy places the organism in Eukaryota, Fungi, Ascomycota, Sordariomycetes, Sordariales, Lasiosphaeriaceae. The record is from RefSeq and is a predicted model, not a curated record.
CAUAAACAUAGCAACAAUUUCGGCGCUGACUAGCGGCCGAAGCCGAAACCAGCGAGGUUUACCCAAAACUGGACACCCGCCCAGCUCGGCAAUGGCAGGGGCUGGAGCACUGCACACAGGCAGAGAGCAACAAAAGACCCGGGGUGCGAGAUCACACGUUGCAGACGCGCCAAAGCGGGUAAGGAGACGAUUGACAAAACAACCGCGUGGCAGUGCUCCGUUGUCCAAAACCAAGGGUACAUCUCGUUCGGGAGCCAUGGAAAAUGCGAGACCGUCUAAUAAGAUAAGAUCGCGAUUGAGUCUGUCCAGGAUUAAAGUUAGGGUGAAACACUUGAUCCACCGUACCAACAAGAAACGUAAUACACUAGAGAUUUCGCGCAUUAGCUGACCAUGGAUGACUUCAGCAAUAACGCCUGUCACGAUUUUGGCCAGCGCCGAAGAUGGAUAUCCGCAAUGGGAGAACGCGAAUCGACAAAACACCUCCCAAUGCCCGAUCUACCGCCUUCCCAACGAGCUCAUGGUGGCUAUUAUGGACAUAUCGGUCCACGACGACACACGCAUCUGCAUUGGACGCGAAGGCAGCGUGCGACUCUGCUCCCACCUGUCGGUGAACUGGGCGGAGCUCGAUUUGCGGCCCCGGAGCCAUGAGAGGGACUGCGUGCCAUCGGAAUCCGUGAUUCGCUGCCUGCACCCGUCACAUGAGAGCGUCGAUCAUAUAUUCGCAAGCUACCCAAGAAGAACAACACCGAACAGUACCAUUUCAUCCCGCCCAUCGCUUGCCAUAUUCAAAAUGUUUGACAAAGAAUUCGAUACCACUUCCGUCCACACGGUGAGGAGGUGCAAGAUACACUCGUUUGAUCUGGCUCCUUCCCGGCCAGUGACAAUGAAACAUCUCCAGCGGCAUCUCGAGUUGCGGCAGGCGCACCCCAAAGAUGGCGACUUUGCGCUUUGUCCACACGUCCCGUAGGGUGAUGUUAAGCUGCUCCAAGCAUUCUCGCCCACAGUAUGCUGUUGCUUUGGCGACGUCGCGGCGCCAUGGCGCCAAUAUGCUAAGACCAUCUGGAGGCUACCACGAACUGACCCUUAUUACAUCCCUAUGCUAGAGUGCCGGAAUCGAGCGUCUAAGUGUCCCUCGUAUAUAGGGGAGUUCCUAACACCAGGGGUAAUACACAGCAAAACCUGCUUGUCUUGCCGGACAGCAUACCUCCGGAGUAGAGACGGAAAUCGCAUCUUCCUCGAGGUUAGCCAUGACGGCCAAUAUAUCGAGCAUCGUUACCCGCUGAAUCACAGAUGGUUCGACCAAUUGGAUCCUAAGUCAUGGGGAAUGGAAGACGACGCCGAAACAAGGGAAAUUCUAUGGUGUCUGGACGCGAACUGCAAAACUAGCAGAUCAGGGAUUUGCAAGCUCCCUCGAUUCGGCCGUCAGGAGCUUUUCCGGGAUUCUCUCGGCAAAGCCCCGAAACACGAAGUUAUCCGGAAGCGGCUAGAAGGACUCUCCAAGGAUUUUGUUUUGGGAGAAGAAGCGCGCACCAGAGUCUAGGUCGCAAGAGAGUGAGAGCAGAUCGAUCAGGAAUCAGGGACCCGAGAUGGACGAAGCAUGAAGUUUGAAAGUGGUUAUGAUACAGCUACAGGGUUAUAUCGCGUCGGUAGUUUACAGCACAAACACUUUAUAGCAAAAGUACCUUACAUUACGAGGGUACAAUAUGGAAUUAAUUACUAGAGCUACGCAGUCCGCAAGAAAUGUUUCUGUUGGGUUCACCAGGGUACCGGUACUGGAAUCAACAGGGCGUAACUGUACGCCGAAAGCUGGUGGUUCAAGUGAUGGAUUGUAGAUGCGU